GGCCAACCACUACUAUCUUUGUCAGACCAGUUCUAAGCGGACAGAGCAUCCUUAAGCAUCCUAAUGACCUGGAUCGCUAAGUAAUUGUAUCAUCUUGGUCUGGGCGAUUAGUCUGCUGGUAUAAAGUUGUUGUUUUUUGAUAAAGAUCACGAAGGCUAUCAUAUUUGCAUACCGGUAUCUCUGGCUCACUUCCUUUUCCAACGAAGGUCAACAUGGAACAAAGCCGAGAUGAUCAAUUUGAAACAAGCCGCGGUGACCAAGACUUCUACUUCAAACACUAAGAAGUCGUCAACAUUGUUUUAUCUACUGGCGAUCUGCUUUGUUCAGGCCGGUAUCUUUACGCUGUACAAGGGGCCUCUGCAACAUUUUAUAUGGACCAGUGAUAUCCUGUCGAAGGCAUCCAGAGAAACGAAUUUUACUGGUGGUGAUAACGACUCUGUCUCCAUCAAGAACGAGCAGGAGCACAUCAUCGCUUCUGAUCAUGUAAUCCAAUGGACACCCCGAGAAAGGAAUGUCACUGGCAGUGAAAACAUCUCUGUCUCGAACAGGAACGAGAACGAGAACAAGCAUAUCAGCGCCUCUCCUCUUGUAACCCAAGGGACACCUGGAAAGAGGAAUAUCACUGGUAGCGAUAACGACUUUAUCUCCAACAGGCACGAGAACGAAAACAAGCAUAUGAACGCCUCUUCUCUUGUAACCCAAGGGACACCCGGAGAAAGGAAUAUUACUGGUGAUGAAAACAUCUCUGUCUCCAACAGGAACGAGAACAAGAACAAGCAUACUAGCGACCCCCCUCUUGUAAUCCGAGGGAAAUCCUAUGAGUAUCGUUCCGAUUAUCGGUUUGAACACAUCCAGCGGAGCACUACCUGCAAGGGGCGCCAGGGAAUCGAAAACAGAACCCUCCUACRCAUUGACACCAGCAAAGAAGGUAGCUUCCCGGAAACCCAAUUCACCGACUACAUCAACAAAACAAUCAUUUCAAAUUUCAACACCAACCCCCGAUCGGAUUUCUGCAACGCCUUCACGUUUUCCAUCAAUGAAGGCAAGUCUAACGCACAGAUAGAAAUCGCCGACAUUGGUAAUAAGCGCUUKAMRAGAACCUUGGGUCACUACAUGAAGCUCUUUGACAACUAUGUUUUUUCCGAGGAUUGUGAACGUAACGUCCCUCGGUCUCCGUCAGUUCUMGGAGAAACAGAACAAACGCUGGUAGGCUUCGUAUUAGGCGAUGUGGCURAAGAGGUUGAUCACAACUUUCAGUGCCUUGCACUCGGUUCUACCGCGGGAACACCUUUUUCCACCUUUAAUUUCGAAACAGUGCGUGAUUUGGUUGGAAAUUACCACACUGCCAAACUCGACAAUCGAUUUGCCCACCUUGCCGAGGUUCCAUGGGAGAAACGGGAUCCGAUUCCGGUCUGGCGGGGAACUUUGUGGGGCUGGAAAGAUUAUGGCGAACGAUUCUUUAUGCAAGAGAAAAGAGGAAGAUUAACGCUCCCAGAAAUCAUCGACCACUGGUUUACGCCCGACCCUAACACGCACCACCAAAGAGUCCCCCUUACGGGAUUUUCGCUYAAACGUCCAGAUCUUUUGAACGCCCGGGGGAAAAUGGAAARMAUGGUUUCCAAACACUAYCCCACUGCGCAAUUCUUAGCAGCRGUUGAAAAAUUAACGAACACCACCAAGUUCACGAUAGAUGACAUCUUUCUCCCGUUCGAUCAAAUCCCUCAGUCGGAUUACUACUCCAAGUUUCAAGUUGUUGUGGUCAUGGGAGGUAUUGGAGCUGCCUUUCGGACGGCCGACCAUUUGGCCAUGGGGUCGGCCGUAAUCAUGCAAGAUUAUCCAUACAAGGAAUGGUUCUUCCCGUAUAUGACCCCCUAUGUGGAUUACAUCCCAUUGGAGAUGCACCUUGGGAACCUCGAAGAAACCCUUCGGUGGGUCAAGGACAAUCCGCAACAUGUGAAACGAAUUGCAAGGAAUGGUCGGUUGUUUUACGAACGAUAUCUAUCCUACGAAAAGAUUGAAGAAUUCUAUUAYGAGCUCUUCUACCGUUUGGUUGAGGCCAGGAUCUAUAGGGGAAUCCAAUACACCAUCGAAGCCGAAAGGAAAAAACCCGUAAAGAAAGUCACAAAGAAGAGCAAACGAGGAAGGAUAUGAGACGUACUCCGAAAGGUACCGCYAAUGCAGCGAUGGUAUGAACCACAUGAUUCGCCGGAAAAGAUGCCAAGAGACUGAGUUCGAUCAAACGCGAAGCGAUCGUCUUGUUGCUUUCGGUAURAACAGAGUCGAAGGCUGCGCUCCCUUUGGGGGGGAGGAGGUUGGGAUCGACUCUGUCCCAAGCAUGUUUGUUGUUCCGGUGUGUAUGCAACAAUCGCCGGUGGUUUAGAGAUGGCUAGAAAGCGAACUAUUUAUAAUUUACAA
Messenger RNA from Pseudo-nitzschia multistriata, 2415 nucleotides. The record is from the annotation of a GenBank genome assembly. NCBI's taxonomy places the organism in Eukaryota, Bacillariophyta, Bacillariophyceae, Bacillariales, Bacillariaceae.